Molecule: messenger RNA, 814 nt
Organism: Passer domesticus (house sparrow)
Lineage: Eukaryota; Metazoa; Chordata; Aves; Passeriformes; Passeridae
Gene: CFAP20
Product: cilia and flagella associated protein 20
Exons: 6
Coding region: 100-681 (193 amino acids)
Biological process (GO): positive regulation of cell motility; regulation of cilium beat frequency involved in ciliary motility; cilium assembly
Cellular component (GO): ciliary basal body; motile cilium
Source: RefSeq, a predicted model, not a curated record
GAGUGGUUCCCCGGUGACGGCGGCGGCGCGGCGCGGAGGGAUCCGCCGUGUCCUGGCAGAGCGGCGGCCGCGGCGCGGCCCGGCCCGCCCGGCGCCGGCAUGUUCAAGAACACCUUCCAGAGCGGCUUCCUCUCGGUGCUCUACAGCAUCGGCAGCAAACCGCUCCAGAUCUGGGACAAGAAGGUGCGCAAUGGCCACAUCAAGCGAAUCACGGACAAUGACAUUCAGUCACUGGUGCUGGAGAUUGAAGGAACAAAUGUCAGUACCACGUACAUCACGUGCCCUGCUGACCCAAAGAAGACCCUGGGCAUCAAACUACCUUUCCUAGUGAUGAUCAUCAAGAACCUGAAAAAAUACUUCACUUUUGAAGUGCAGGUGCUGGAUGACAAGAACGUCCGUCGGCGUUUCCGGGCGAGCAACUACCAGAGCACGACGCGGGUGAAGCCCUUCAUCUGCACCAUGCCCAUGCGGCUGGACGACGGCUGGAACCAGAUCCAGUUCAACCUGUCCGACUUCACGCGCCGCGCCUACGGCACCAACUACAUCGAGACCCUGAGAGUGCAGAUCCACGCCAACUGUCGCAUCCGACGGGUGUAUUUCUCUGACCGGCUGUACUCAGAGGAUGAGCUCCCAGCCGAGUUCAAGCUGUAUCUGCCUGUCCAGAACAAGGCCAAGCAAUAACAUCACGUUGCGAAGAGAUGUUGGCGUGCAAAUUGUACAGAGUCAGAGUUUUCCUGGCUGUUCCUAAAGUGCUGAGCCUAAACUCUGCAGGUGGCCUGGUACCCAGUCUUGUCUUGCUCAAAGUGGCCACUGU